Sporisorium graminicola is the source of this 432-nucleotide messenger RNA. RefSeq lists its product as uncharacterized. The coding region runs from base 1 to 432 and encodes 143 amino acids. NCBI's taxonomy places the organism in Eukaryota, Fungi, Basidiomycota, Ustilaginomycetes, Ustilaginales, Ustilaginaceae. The transcript has 2 exons. Gene Ontology annotation, cellular component: nucleolus. The record is from RefSeq and is a predicted model, not a curated record.
AUGUCGUCCUCGUCAUCCUCCUCUUCCGCGUAUGCAUUCAAGCCGAGCGGAUCUCUUAAACUCAAGGGCGACGACGGUAAGAAGGACAAGAAAAAAAAGAAGAAGGUCAAAUCGUCUCUAUCUCACGAUGCGAAGCUCGCCUCUACAUCCGCACCCUCAUCCCGCUCCUCGUCCAAGCAAAAGGCUGCCUACGAUGACGAGCACCCAGGCGAUCAAACAGAGGACAAGGACCAAGGCACAAGCUCCGUCACCUCUAGCGGGAGAGUCAUGACCGAAGCAGAACGCAAGUUUGAAGAGGUCCGCAGGAAGCGAAUGCAACAGCGCAUCGCCAAAGAAGCGCGCACCUCACACAAGGAGAAGGUCGAAGCCUUCAACAAGUACCUCGGCUCCCUAUCUGAGCAUCACGACAUUCCCAAGGUUGGUCCCGGCUGA